AUGCUUGGCGGCGUGGACUAUGCCAGCGAACUUAGAGAAAAUAUCUUCGUUCCAGAAUUGGAGGACGAAGGUUCAAUGGAUAUCGAAGAGCUACGAAGGCGUUACGGAUAUACUGCUGGAGGAAGUGCAGAGGCCGAUUGCGACAGUAGCCCUGAUGCGGCGGGAAACGCUGGUGAAGGCGAAGCACAAGAUGCGGAAGCAAGUGAAAGCACAGAAUUCUUUCAUCUCCCUUAUGAUGAACUGGAUGAGGGUGAGGAGUCAGAUGACAAGGACUAUGCACCACCAGAUCCAUGGAAAAAAGAUGUACGUGUCGAUGCAGGUCGUUAUCAAGCUGCUGUUCCAGAAUCUAUGAAUGAUGAAACAUCACUGGCCUCGAGUGACAAUGACCAUGAUUUACCGAAUUUGCCAGUUCCAGCACCAGGCGGUGCCUUAUGGGUGCCUGCCCACGAUCUCGCAGAAGCAGAAAUAGACCGAUACUUGGUAGAUAUAGUGAAUUUGCGCGCUGCACAUGGUCAAAUCUUCUCUGAACGUUAUUCUACGGUGAGAUGA
Messenger RNA from Strongylus vulgaris, 549 nucleotides. The record is from the annotation of a GenBank genome assembly. NCBI's taxonomy places the organism in Eukaryota, Metazoa, Nematoda, Chromadorea, Rhabditida, Strongylidae.